AUGUGCCGUGGGCGUCUGCCGCCGCGGCAGAGGGACGAGGACGAGGACGAGGGCGGGGAAGAGGCGCGACCGUUACGGCCCGAUCGGCGAGUUCCUCGGAUGGCCGCGGCGGCGGCGCUGCUGGGGGACGCGGCGGAGCUGGAGCGGACGAUGGGGCGACUGGCGGAGACGUACGCGGAGCUGGUUGUGCUGCGUGCGCAGCUGGCGGAGGCCACGGAGCUGCUGGAGCGGAGCCGCGCUCAGCUGGCGGAGCUCGGCCGCCGCCUUGCGGAGGAGCGCGCCUUCAAGGAGAGGCUCCUCGCGGUCAAAGCCGCCGCACUCUCCUCCUCCUCCUCCGAUCCCGGCGAGGCGCCGCGCCGCCCCCUGGGUGGCCGACCCGAUGAAGCUUCCUCUGCAAAUUAG
Messenger RNA from Spirodela intermedia, 402 nucleotides. The record is from the annotation of a GenBank genome assembly. NCBI's taxonomy places the organism in Eukaryota, Viridiplantae, Streptophyta, Magnoliopsida, Alismatales, Araceae.